AUGAUGGAAAUUACGCGAGAAAGUGAGUUUUUCAGGGAUGAUCCUGAUUCAUUUCCAUGUUUCUUUUCAUCAUCCAGUCAUCAUCUUCUUCCCUGCACAUUGCAAGGGUUUUGCAGCCGGCUGGAACUCUGGGUGAGCCGGCUGGAACCGUGGGUGACGCUGAGAAUCGCUGCCCUCUAA
This is a messenger RNA of Haemonchus placei, 180 nucleotides long. NCBI's taxonomy places the organism in Eukaryota, Metazoa, Nematoda, Chromadorea, Rhabditida, Trichostrongylidae. The record is from the annotation of a GenBank genome assembly.